AUGCUGCAGUCCGCGAGCUUUCACGGCAGGAAGACCUUCAGCAGGCCAUGCAACGACUUCGAUGACUUCGGUGUGCCAAGUUCCGAUGAUGAGCAGGAGCUGCUGACCCUCGGCCGCUAUGCUUCCGCAACUGCACGCCGCCGCCAAAUCAAGAAGGGUCAGGCGGUGGACAUGAAGCCAGUUGUAAAGCCAGAGCCCAUCAAGACUGAAGAAAGUCCAAAGCAGACGCAGGUCGUGGUUCCGAGCAAGCCCGAGCGCAAGUCUUGGGCAGAUGUGGCUUCGGACGAUGAGGACAUGACGGAUUUCGCAUGGACGCCCCAGGAGGCCGCGAAGGUGGUGCCGUCGCCCGUACCCGCGACGGACAACUCUGAGGAGGGCGACGGAUUGUGCUGGGAUCCCAUCGGCAUGGGCUCGACGGAGUCCUCCCUUUCGGAGUUGCUCUGGAACAAGGUGAAUGUCAGCAAGCCUUCUGAGACUGCGAGGAAUCCUAGAGGCUUCGACAAGUGGUCGUGGAGCACCACCGCCACGUCCACCGACGGUGAUUUGCCAGAAGAUCAGGACCUUUCGCCGUCUGCGCAGUCACAGGCUCCGGUCAGCAUCAUCAGCUCGGAAGACAGCGCAUCCCUGCAGACCGGCCUCUUCCUGUCCACAUCUACCGAUGAGUCAGACAAGCAGCGGGUGUCCUCGCCGGCCAUGAUGCAGGAGGCAUCGCAGCGAGUCGUGCAGUCGGCCCCCACCUUCGUGAUGCCAAUGCCCACUCAGGCAGCGCAGGCGACAAUGGUGGCUGUGCCGGCAGUUCAAGCAGUACAAGCCAUGCCAGCAGUGCAAGCGCUGCCAGUGCAAGCACUGCCAGGAGUGCAAGCAAUGCCGGCAGUGCAAGCAGUGCCAGCAUUGCCUGGGUUUACAUAUCCUGCCGCCAUGGCAUUCCCUUUCGGCAUGGGAAUGCUCCCUGCCGUCAUGUCCAUGACACAUCAGCAGCACGUUCCCAGGCAAGUCGACGUACAGCAGACUCGUGGAAAGGAGGAUGAGAUCGCUCGUCCGAUUGCCCUCCGCUCUGGUCUUGGCCUUGAAGGACCGCCGAUGGGCCGAUCGCAUCGCUUCCACCAGAAGAACUCCACCAUGGGCGUCCUGAGCGAAGACGCUCGCACCUUCACCAAGCGCUCCAACAAGGGCAGACUUAGCAUCGUCUGCGAGAACAAGGUCCACUUCCAGGGGACGGUGCGUUAUUCCGUGCAGUUCACCGAUGGAGAGCUUUGCAGCGCAGACGGAGUGGGCUUCAUCAUCUCCUCGGAUCUUCCUUGCACCAAGAACAUUCAGAAGAUCGUGUCGGUCUUUGCCAACAGAACCGGACGAAUCUGCAUCCGGGUGCACGACGAGGUCGUACGUUGCCCAGAAAGGGUGAAAUGCCUGGAAGUGGGAGACUGGUUGGAGGUGUGCAGCGACCUCACCCAGCAGACCGUUAGCUUCACCGUUUGGCCCAAGGACGGCUCAGAACCAUCUUUUGCCACCGUCUCUUUCAAGGAGACUCUGGCGCAGGCUCGUGCGCGCGGUGUGAAUGGCCUGCCACGCAGCGUCUGUGGCUACCUCGCCGUGGUCAUCAAGCACCUCGGCGUCUCCGUCGCGCUGGGCUCCUAA
This is a messenger RNA of Symbiodinium sp. CCMP2592, 1635 nucleotides long. The record is from the annotation of a GenBank genome assembly. Lineage: Eukaryota; Dinophyceae; Suessiales; Symbiodiniaceae.